AUGCAGUUCUCUCUAGUCUCAGUUCUUUUUGCCGCCGGCGCUCUCGCCAUUAACGGUUGUGGAUUUCCCGAUGGCCCAGACUGCGUCUCACUGGGCAAGGCGAGCGACGGCUUGGAAGUAUUCCGUGAUAAUGACGGCUGCUGCCUCCUCCCCGCUCGUUGCGGCAAUGAGGCCGGCGUUAACUGCCGUCGCGAGAAUGAGGGCCCUGAUGGUCUACCGAUCAACAAAAGGAGGACUCAGAAGAACUACAAGGCAUAG
This is a messenger RNA of Fusarium tjaetaba, 258 nucleotides long. RefSeq lists its product as uncharacterized. The transcript has 2 exons. The coding region runs from base 1 to 258 and encodes 85 amino acids. Lineage: Eukaryota; Fungi; Ascomycota; Sordariomycetes; Hypocreales; Nectriaceae. The record is from RefSeq and is a predicted model, not a curated record.